UACAAAUAUAAUUAAAUAAACCUCCAAUUUCUUACAAUAUUUUUCCGUAAUUACCGAAAUGUCCCGCUCUCUAACCAUGCAAUUAGCAUCUUCUUCUCUCUUGCUAUUAAAUUUAAAUAUUUUUCAAUCAAAAAAUUGUACAGAAUUGAAUUGGGAAUCCAGAAUACUUCAUUUCUAUGAUAAGCACUUCAACAAUUUUCUCUGUCAUCCCCUUUAUCCCGUUAUUACUCUCUUAGUUCAGAUUUUCGAGGUAGUAGUGAAUUGUUAUGCAUAAAAUGACUGGUGGAAGAGGACAGAACUUGUGAUUGGUAGUCUGAAAACUGGUGUGAUGGAGAUAUCAUCAUUAAAAGUGCUUCUGAAAAAUAUCUCUUCAUUUUUACAUUUAUCGUCUUUAGACAACAUAAAUUCAGACCCUGUUCAGAAGCAUUACCAGAAGGUGGAAGAGAUAUUUAAGUUGUUGAAGCAAAUACUUGAUGCUAUUAUUGACUCUGAAAUAGCUUCUGAUGAUGUGCUUAAUAAAGCAUUUGAAGAGUUUGGCCAUUCUAUUGAUGAAAUAAGGGAGCUCUUUGAAAGCUGGCAACCAUUGUUGAGUAAAGUUUAUUUUGUUCUGCAAGUUGAAACGUUGAUUUCAAAAAUACAGACUUCUGUGUGGGAUAUUCUCCAGCUGCUGAACCGUAGGCGUCAUUAUCUUCCUGAUGAAUUGAGUUCAACAUCUCUUGAGCUCUACCAACAGAAAAUUAAGCAUAUGGAAUAUUCACAAGGAUCAUCUUUCAUCAGAGAAGCUGCAAGAGAUCAAGUGGAUGGUGUCACACCCAGCUCAGAAAUCCUGGUAAAAAUUGCAGAGAGCCUGGGCUUGAGGUCAAACCAGGAGAUUCUGAUCGAGGCUGUUUCCCUGGAAAAGUUAAAGGAGAAUGCUGAGCAAGCUGAAAAGGUUGAAGAAAUUGAGUUUUUAGAUCAAAUGAUUACCGUUGUGACCCACAUGCAUGAUCGUCUUGGUAUGAUGAAACAGUCACAGAUUUGUAGCCCAGUCCCUAUACCUCCUGAUUUCUGCUGUCCUCUGUCCCUUGAGCUGAUGACGGAUCCAGUUAUCGUGGCAUCUGGGCAAACAUAUGAGCGGGCUUUCAUAAAGAACUGGAUUGAACUUGGGCUCACAGUUUGCCCUAAGACACGUCAGACUCUGGCUCAUACCAACUUAAUACCUAAUUACACCGUAAAGGCACUAAUUGCAAACUGGUGUGAAUUAAACAAUGUGAAGCUGCCUGAUCCCAUGACGUCUAUGAGCUUAAACCAACCCUCACCUCUUCUCAUGCAUGCAGAUUCUGCUGCAACUAGAGAUGCACAUCUUUUCCCCCCAACUAGGAGCAGUCAAUCGGUAAUUCCAGAGUUAAUUCAGUCUACAGGUUCGCCUGGUAGGAACCUAAUCUUGUCCUCCGGGAUUCAUCAGGAGGAAAGUUCCCCACUGCACCCGCUUUCAACCUCAGAGGCUUCCUUGUCAAGUAUUGCUGGAAACGGGCAAGUUUUGGAUAGUGCAAGAGUAUCUGUUGCCAGUUCUGAGGACAGAUUUGCUAACUCUGAAGAACAGAGUGGAGAAUUAAUUGGUGAACCCUCUAUGUCACCAUCUAGAAAAGAAUUUUCUGCUUCUAUUGAUGCUAGCGAACAGUCAUCUCACAUCCAUAUUGGGACUGGCUCUGUUUCCAGUGUUCUUUCUAAUACAAAUGUUUCUCAGGGAGUGAUAGGAGAUAGCCAUGAAACUUCAGAGGGCUCAAACCAUCAUACUGAUCCUUCUGGAGAGGUAAAAUUAGAACCUCAUGCAGCUGCUACCUUGACCACCACACAGAGGGAAACUGAAUUCCCAUCUCGUAUGGUGGAAACACGGUCUCGGAGCCCACUGAUCUUUCGCCGCCCAUCUGAGAGGUCUGUUCCAAGAAUAGUUUCUAAUUCAGCUAGUGAAACCAGAGCUGAUCUGUCUGGUGUUGCAACCCAAGUACGGAAGUUGAUUGAGGACUUAAAGAGCACACCACUUGAUACUCAAAGGGAUGCAAGUGCAGAACUCCGGCUACUUGCUAAGCACAAUUCGGAUAAUCGGGUGGUAAUAGCAAACUGUGGAGCCAUCAGCUUAUUAGUUGAUUUGCUUCACUCAACAGAUGCAAAGAUUCAGGAAAAUGCUGUUACAGCACUUCUUAACUUAUCAAUUAAUGAUAACAACAAAAGUGCAAUUGCUAAUGCCAAUGCCAUUGAACCUCUAAUUCAUGUCCUUCAGACCGGAAGCCCAGAAGCUAGAGAAAAUUCGGCUGCUACACUCUUUAGCUUAUCUGUGAUUGAGGAUAAUAAGAUCAAGAUAGGGAGGUCUGGGGCAAUUGGACCUCUUGUUGAUUUGCUGGGGAAUGGGACUCCUAGGGGUAAGAAAGAUGCAGCAACAGCACUGUUUAAUUUGUCAAUAUAUCAUGAAAACAAAGACCGGAUUGUGCAAGCUGGCGCUGUAAAGCACCUUGUGGAUUUGAUGGAUCCAGCAGCUGGGAUGGUUGAUAAGGCAGUUGCUGUUUUAGCAAAUCUUGCUACAAUUCCUGAGGGAAGGACUGCAAUUGGUCAGGGGAAUGGGAUCCCUGUUCUGGUUGAGGUUGUUGAGUUGGGGUCUGCAAGAGGGAAGGAAAAUGCAGCAGCUGCCCUGUUACAGCUUUGCUCGAUGAGUGGUAGGUAUUGCAAUAUGGUGCUUCAAGAAGGAGCUGUCCCGCCGUUAGUCGCAUUGUCGCAGUCGGGCACACCAAGGGCCAAAGAAAAGGCACAAGCACUCCUUAGUGUCUUCAGAAACCAACGGCAUGGUAAUGCUGGGAGGUCUUGAUUUCACAAGCACAACCUUCAAUGCAUUGCAAAGUUUGUGGUUUGGUUCUUGGGUGAGGUCAGUGGGCUUUUGCGGUUCGGCUGUGGUGUUCGUUGGUCAGGUUGCUUGUUGCAGUGGCUAUAGUUGGUGCCUGUCCUGGUAGCCUCUUUUGGUCUUGUUUAUGCAAACAGUUUCUUUCUCUCUGUAUAUUUACAGAUUCUAUAUACACACGAUGUUAAAAAAGAGUAAAUUAGUAAAUUUAUAAUUAAAUUAA
This is a messenger RNA of Mangifera indica (mango), 3092 nucleotides long. RefSeq names its product U-box domain-containing protein 4-like. The transcript is spliced from 7 exons. NCBI's taxonomy places the organism in Eukaryota, Viridiplantae, Streptophyta, Magnoliopsida, Sapindales, Anacardiaceae. The coding region runs from base 329 to 2839 and encodes 836 amino acids. Gene Ontology annotation, molecular function: ubiquitin-protein transferase activity; protein binding. Gene Ontology annotation, biological process: protein ubiquitination. Gene Ontology annotation, cellular component: cytoplasm; nucleus. The record is from RefSeq and is a predicted model, not a curated record.